Molecule: messenger RNA, 1441 nt
Organism: Gossypium raimondii (Peruvian cotton)
Lineage: Eukaryota; Viridiplantae; Streptophyta; Magnoliopsida; Malvales; Malvaceae
Product: UDP-rhamnose/UDP-galactose transporter 3
Exons: 6
Coding region: 176-1213 (345 amino acids)
Cellular component (GO): Golgi apparatus
Molecular function (GO): UDP-galactose transmembrane transporter activity; antiporter activity
Source: RefSeq, a predicted model, not a curated record
UUAUUCACAUCAAACAGUAUUUGAACAAGUCGUUGGCUGCCUAUGAUCUAUAAUAGCCAAUGGACUUUGAACUUGGACUUUGCUGCCGUUCCUUUCCAUUUGUUUCCAUCUUUGUUUCCAUGAAAUUCAACAAUUGUAUAAUUUAGAUCUGUAUUGGAAAAUUUGGUACUGAGACAUGGAGAGAGAGAAGAAACAGUCAUCUGCCGUAUCGAAUAUCGGAGCUUGGGCUUUGAACGUCGUCAGCUCCGUUGGCCUUAUUAUGGCUAACAAACAGCUCAUGUCCCCCGCCGGUUAUGCCUUCGUUUUCGCGACAACGUUAACUGGGUUCCACUUUUGUAUGACUGGCAUAAUCGGAUUAGUGUCAAAGGCCAGUGGUUACACCACCCAAAAAAAGGUUCCAUUAUGGGAACUUCUCUGGUUCUCCAUUGUCGCCAAUACUUCAAUUACUGGGAUGAACUUGAGCCUUAUGCUGAAUUCAGUUGGAUUUUAUCAGAUUUCAAAGCUAAGUAUGAUACCGGUCGUUUGUGUGAUGGAAUGGAUCCUCCAUGGGAAACAAUACUCGAGCAAAGUGAAGGUGGCAGUGAUGGUAGUGGUGGUUGGUGUGGGUGUUUGUACUGUUACCGAUGUCAAAGUUAAUGCCCAGGGCUUCCUUUGUGCUUUUGUUGCUGUCCUUUCUACCUCCUUGCAACAAAUCUCAAUCGGGUCCUUACAGAAGAAAUAUGCAAUAGGGUCCUUUGAAUUGCUGAGCCAAACAGCUCCGAUCCAAGCCGUAUCUCUUUUAUUGCUGGGUCCAUUCGUUGAUUACUUCCUCACGGGCAAUUUACUCCCAACUUAUCACUUAUCCUCCGCCGCUUUUUUCUUCAUACUGGUAUCAUGCUCCUUAGCCGUAUUCUGCAAUAUAAGCCAAUAUCUCUGCAUCGGACGGUUCUCGGCGGUCUCGUUCCAGGUUUUAGGCCACAUGAAAACGGUUUGCGUCUUGACAUUGGGAUGGCUACUCUUUGAUUCAGAGCUAACAUUUAAAAACAUACUUGGGAUGGCCAUUGCUGUGCUUGGCAUGGUCCUAUAUAGUUGGGCUGUUGAAGCAGACAAGGCUGCACCGUUGCCUAAACAUGGUUCGGACCAUGUUAAACUGUUGUUGAAACAGCACGAAGUGGACGGUUCGUCCCCGGUUAAAGACGUUGAGCUCGGAGUUGGAGGGUUAUCUCGUGGUUAGAUGAUUUUUUGAUACGGGUACGUUAAAUUCUUUCGUUUUUUUAGAUUUUUUUUUUAUAUAUUUGGAGAAUUAUAUCUUAGUAUUGGUUUAUACCUAUGCCGAGUAUAGAAUGAUUGGUUACUAGAUAGAGUGUACAAAAUGUUCGAUUUAAUUUAUUAAUUUUGUUAAAUGUGAUAUUUCAUUGUAAUACUUUGAUAUCUUUUUAUGAAAAAUAAUUGGUCCCUAGUA